AUGUCUCCAUUCAAAGACGAUGCCACAGAGCUCUACCCUCGGAUGAGGCUGGGCGCCAACCUCCAGGAGCUCUACGCCGAAAACAUCAUCGCCAAAGUCCACCGGACGGCGAGGAAAGCGGAAAAGGCAGACGAUGGCUCGUGUAACCUCACAGGGUUCCCCGAAUACGUGACAAGUGACGCAUCAGGCGGCGGGGAUUACACCAUGCGCGAACCCAAGUUCUGGACUUGUGGCUUCUUCCCUGGCACGCUCUACAACAUCAUAGAGAGACUUCACAGAUAUCCCAAGUCCAUCAAGAUCUCCUCCAACAACUCCGAAGACGGGAAGCAAAUGGCCAACCUGCGCUCAGAAUUCGGCAGCUUGUGCAAAACCUGGGCAGCGCCAUUGCACGACAUGGCCAGCCGCACAGAUACCCACGACGUCGGCUUCAUCAUCAUGCCUGCCCUGCGCCUGGACUGGGAACUCACUGCCAAUACCAAGAGCCUGGAGUCAAUCCAGCGCGCAGCCAACAGUCUCGCCUCGAGAUUCAUCCCCGCCGCCCGCGCGAUCCGCAGCUGGGACGCCCGCAUCCAGAAGAACGUGCAGAUCACAGACAUGGACGACAAUCUGAUCGUCAUCAUCGACAGCAUGUGUAACUUAGACCUGCUCUUCUACGCUUCAAAGCACUGCGCCGACCAGCGCCUGCACGACAUCGCCGUGGCCCACGCCACCACCCUCCUCCGCACCCACCUGAGGCCCGAGCCGACCAGGGUGACCUCGCCACUCGCGUACAAAGGCCAGUGGUACUCGUCUCACCACGUCGUCAACCUCGACCCGAAGGACGGCAGCAUCAAGCGCGCCUUCACGGCGCAGGGGGACAGCGACACGUCGACAUGGGCGCGCGGCCAGGCCUGGGGCAUCCUGGGCUACGCGCAGACCUACAUGUGGACCAAGGACGUCAAGUUCCUGCAGGCGUCUGCCGGUAUGGCAGAAUACUUUCUCUGCCGGCUCGAGUCCUGCCCACCCAUGGUCGACGCCGAGACCGGCCAGGAGACGACUGUCGAUAGUGCUCCUGCCAAGCACCACGGUGGUCGAUGUGUGCCGCUCUGGGACUUUGAUGCCCCGGAUAGGGAGUCCGGGUCCUGUCCACGAGAUUCCUCGGCGGGAGCCAUCGCUGCAAAUGGCAUGCUCAUUAUCUCCCAGGCGCUGCUCGCUUUGGGCCACGACAAGCUUGCCCUGCGGUUCCGUACCAGUGCGGUCGACAUUGUGAGGGAUCUGCUGAACUUUGCUCUGGCAUCGGAGAAGGCUACUCUGGCAAGCACUGCAGACGGGGUGUUUGAGUCGAGAGAUGCAGUGCCCGGGGAGCAUUAUGAGGCCAUAUUGAAACACGGUACGGCGAAUAACAAUCAACAUGCAAUGAAGAGCCUCUGCUCUCAGCAACCUCACUCGACCAAGCCUGCUGCGCCUGUUGAGUACGAACAUGUCGACGGAGCAGAAAGUCUGAGUGACUAUCGACCCGGUGGCUAUCAUCCGAUUCACAUCGACGAUCGCCUUGAUAGACGAUAUCGUGUUGUGCACAAGCUCGGCCAUGGCACGUUCUCCACGGUAUGGCUUGCCAUCAAUGAGGAGACAUCAAAAUAUGUCGCCAUCAAGGUCGGCACGGCGGAUGCGAGUCGCACCGAAAUUGAUAUUCUUUCUAGGCUUACAGAAAGCGCUGUAGGCUACUCGGAACAUGAGCGGUCGCUGAUUCCAAACGUUCUGGAUCACUUUGAUAUAAGUGGCCCCAAUGGCAAUCAUCAGUGCCUCGUGACUGUUCCGGCACGGGGUAGCUUGCAGGACGCGAGAGAGGCGUCUGGUAGCUCCUUAUUCCAGCUUGAUGUUGCUAGAUCUCUUGCCGCGCAACUAGUGUUAGCCGUAUCCCUCGUCCACUCAAAGGGUUACGCCCAUGGAGAUCUUCAUCUUGGCAAUAUCUUCUUACGACUACCCUCGCCUCUCGACAAGCUAUCAAUACAGCAACUAUAUACGCAGUAUGGAGAGCCCGAACGAGAGCCAGCAAUUUGCCUCGGCACCAUAGCAGCACCGAAGAAUCCCGGAGUUCCUUCCUACGUAGUGCCGGCAAUGUGGCUCGGCACACAAAGCAAUAGACUUACACUGAGCGAGGCGAAGCUCGUGCUAGGCGACUUGGGGGUCGCUUUCCGACCCAGCGAUCAGUCUCGGACGGUGUCGUAUACACCACUUGUAUAUCGCCCGCCGGAAGCAUAUUUUGAGCCCAUAACGCCCCUCACACUCGCCUCUGACAUAUGGAGCCUAGGCUGUGUAGUCUUCGAGCUCCUAGCCCACAGGUCGCUCAUCGAUGGCUUGUUUAUGGUACGGGAAGACGAGAUCACGGCCCAGCAGGUGGAGCUUCAAGGUCCAAUGCCGCCCGAAUGGUGGGCGGCAUGGGAGAAGCGAGCCAAGUGGUAUGACGAUGCAGGAAACCCCCUCAGCAAUGCGUCUGAUGUAUGGUCCUGGGAAAGACGAUUCGAGCAGUGGGUGCAAAACCCGCGACAGGCUAAGGGGAUGGAGACGAUCGGCGAGGACGAGAGGGAUGCCCUGUUCAGGCUGCUGCGGUGGAUGUUGUCAUGGAGGCCUAGCGAGCGGCCAAAUAUCAAGAAGGUGCUGGAGGCGGAUUGGUUGACGAGAUGGGCUUUGCCAGCAUAUCGGAAAAGCCUAAGGGCUCAUUGA
This is a messenger RNA of Thyridium curvatum, 2703 nucleotides long. RefSeq lists its product as uncharacterized. The record is from RefSeq and is a predicted model, not a curated record. Lineage: Eukaryota; Fungi; Ascomycota; Sordariomycetes; Thyridiales; Thyridiaceae. Bases 1 to 2703 code for a protein of 900 amino acids. Gene Ontology annotation, molecular function: ATP binding; chondroitin hydrolase activity; protein kinase activity. The transcript has 3 exons. Gene Ontology annotation, biological process: protein phosphorylation; polysaccharide catabolic process.